GAUGUUGUGUGUUUCCCCACAGUUGCAUGGCAGAUCCAGAGAGCAGAGAUACACAAAGUUAGCCGACUGGGACUACAUAACAACAUGUGCUAAGCUGGCUAGCCCUGUCCCACUUUUUGGUAAUGGAGACAUUCUGUCCUAUGAGGAUGCCAUGAAAGUGAGGGAGACCGGCGUUUCUGGUAUUAUGAUUGCACGGGGAGCUCUCAUUAAGCCCUGGAUCUUCACGGAGAUCAAGGAGAGCAGACACUGGGACAUCUCGUCCAGCGAGCGAUUGGACAUCCUGAAGGAUUUCACCAACUUUGGUCUGGAGCACUGGGGCUCCGACACUCGAGGCGUGGAGAAGACACGCACCUUCCUGCUCGAGUGGCUCUCCUUCAUGUGCCGAUAUAUUCCAGUGGGCCUGUUGGAGCGAGUGCCUCAGAAGAUUAAUGAGAGACCUCCGUACUACAUGGGCAGAAACUAUUUGGAGACAUUAAUGGCCAGUCAAAACGUUGGGGACUGGAUCAGGAUAAGUGAAAUGCUGCUUGGACCCAUACCAAAGAAUUUCCAGUUCCUGCCCAAACAUAAAGCCAACUCCUACAAGUGAUUUUCUCUUUGUUCAACUAUUAAAAUCAUCAAGAUUUUUGUUUUGUUUUUUAUCAUGAGAACAAGCUCAAGAAGAGAAGAUAUUUUAUGUUUUAAAUGAUAAAGACUGUGGAGUAGUUUGUUUAUUUGAUCUAUGCUGCAGUAGAAAAUACAUGGGUGUUCAUGCAAUUGAGUGCAUUAAAUUUUUUUUUUUGCCAAAC
Molecule: messenger RNA, 785 nt
Organism: Archocentrus centrarchus (flier cichlid)
Lineage: Eukaryota; Metazoa; Chordata; Actinopteri; Cichliformes; Cichlidae
Product: tRNA-dihydrouridine(47) synthase [NAD(P)(+)]-like
Exons: 5
Coding region: 2-586 (194 amino acids)
Molecular function (GO): RNA binding; tRNA dihydrouridine synthase activity
Source: RefSeq, a predicted model, not a curated record